AUGGCCACGGAAUCCCGCCGGAUGGCCAUCUCUGACCCUCAUGGGUCCAUCCCGCCUCGGUUCAUCGUGGGCGGGCAGCUCUCCCAGAUGGUUUCGGGCGAUAUCAAGAUGUACGAGUGGAGGCGGGAGGAAGCAAAGAUGGGAAUGGUCGGACUGCAGACGGAGGUGGGACAGAUCAAAACAUUGGCAUGGUCUCCAUCACCUGUACACAAGCAUCUCAUCGCCACGGGUCUAUCUACUGGAAAGACUCUUCUUAUAAACCUUUCGCCAUCCACCCUCUCCCUUCCUGUUCAGCCCGCCAACUCUCCGUCCACCGUCGCUUCUCUUACUGUCAAGCACACUCGACCCGUAACAGCCAUCUCAUUCUCCCAUAUCGAUCCGAAUUAUCUUGCGACAGGUUUGGACAGGCAUCGAUCUGAUUCCUCCCUCUUGAUCUGGGAUGUUCAUGACGCUAUCUUGUCAUCCAAGCUGGAGCCCGAUGGCGACACAUGGACUCGUCCUGAACCAUACCUGAAGUCAACCACCACGACCAAACCCACUUCCUCCGAACCGCGACCUAUCCAAGCGUACUGCCCUUCAGAAGCGAUCCAAGCAGUGUCCUGGAUCCCUUCGUCACCAUACUCCUUGCUUGCAUCUUCCUCAAAUAAAGCAAUCCGGUUGUAUGAUUUACGUGAUCCGACACCUAAAGAGGGCGCGUCUGCAGGGACAGCCGGAUCAGCCGCUCAAUGGUCAUCCCGUGCCGUUCACUUCCUUACUCCGAAUCCCAAAUACGAGCACUCGUUCGCUUCAUAUGAAGCACCUCCCGCUGGUGGUAGCUCUACAGUGCGGCUGUGGGAUACUAGGAGGCCAGGCGCAGAGAUAUUGGGGUGGGAGAUGCCGGGGAAUGUUUGCGGAAUGAGCUGGCUCGAUGGAGGCAGGCUUGGAGUGGGGUCGAAAGAGGGUGGGGUGAGAGUAUGGGAUGUUGUGAGGGGUAAGCGAGAAGAAGGCGAGAACGUCAAAGAGUGGGUGACACUCGGGGGAAUGAGGCAGAUCGUAAAGCCGAGGCAGAAUUUGCAUUCGUUUGCAUUCACUCCAACGGCUCAGAAGGGCAGUCCGGAUGUGAUGUAUGUGCUGAGAGAUGGUACCAUCUCGAUAGGCCCGGUUGGGCAGGCCCCACUUCUCACCUCUUCAUCCCAAGGCGACAUUGCCAUAACCUCCUCUGCACUCAUUCUCAUCAAUCCCGAUAGCCCCUCUACUUCCCCAACCACUCAAUCAUUCCCUGUCGCCGAAAAGAAAGAUAAGGACGAGAAAGACGAGCCCAUAUACCGUCGUAACAAAUUCCAACUUGCCCCUGAACGAAUCACUGCCAUCCUCGCCGAACGUUCUAGCUCUCGUUCUGCGUCACCCUCAUUCACCGGCAAAGCUUCAUACUCCCAGGAUCCCCUCUCUCGAAGCAUCGUAUCGGAAUUUGAGCGGGACAAGGAGCGUGAUUACUAUGAGGCCGAUGGGGAGGUAAUCAAUGAGAGGGAUGAGAUUGUCGGAGGGUAUGAGGGGUGGAGGAAGGUGUUGAGCGGGGAUGUGAGCGUUGUGAUGAGACGGAGAGCCGGUGAAGGGUAUGGGCUGGAUGAUCUGCUAUUGAACGCUGCUGUCGCGAGCAGACAUCCGGGAAAGUUCAAGCUGGCAGGUGUCUGGGAAUUCAUUGAACAUCUGACAAGAACGAUGACGCCCUCACUAUCAUCAUCAAGCGCAUACAAUCUCACACAUCAAGGGAUAUACCCCAUUUGGACUUCUCUUGGUACUCAAGACAUUAGCCCUACCCCGCUCUCCCCCCACUUGGUAAAUGAAAAGCUCAGUCUCGAUAACAGAGGGAGACCAGAGAAAGAAGGAAAAUUCCGGUUCCUUUCUGGUGGAGAUGGUUCGCGCUCGGCUAGUAUGUCGCGUACAAGUAGCCAUACUGGUAGCGGCACCUUUACCCCUAAAGAGACGCGUGAACGAAAAGCAUCAGAUCGGCCAACUGGUACCACAUCAUACCUCUCUCCACCUAGUCAAGAAUACCUCUCUGCGAUCGCUUCCCUCAACGCGACCCGCUCGACGCUACACGACACCUCUUUGCACCCGGGAAUCGUCAGGGCGUCUGUGGGAGGUGAGAGAACAGAUCUGAGAAAGCUUAUCUUGACGCUCUGUGGCGAGAACGGAGAUGGGUGGGAUGGAGGAAGGAGAGGGCGCGGUAAGGGAGAGGUGGAGAGAUUGGUGAAACAAGGGGAGAGAAGUAAAGCUGCUUUUAGAGCUUUCUUCAAGGGAGACGAAGAGGGGACGAUCAGCAUUCUGAUGUCAAGUGAAGACCAAAAUGACAACCUCCUUGGUUCCACCAUCGCCGGUUUCAUGGCUCAAUCUGCAUCCGCCCGUGGCAGUGAAUAUUUCAACUCUCACUGGCGUAAUCUCGUUCGAAGAGUAGACGACCCGCAUAUUCGAGCCAUAUUGUCUAGGAUUGGUGGGGAUGACUGGGAGAGUGUGUUGGAGGAGGAGAAUAUACCCCUCCUGGACAGGAUGGCUGUUGCCGUGCAGCACUUGGAUGACUACGAGUUCUCAACAUUCCUCAGAGGAAGGAUGAACCGCUUCACCCGCUCCGCCUCCCUCCACAUGCUUCCCCUUGCCGGUCUUGCCCCUCCUGCACUCUCCCUCCUGUCGCGCUUCCUGGCUCGUACAGGAGAUAUCCAAACUACCACCCUCCUUUCAGCUUUCUUUCCUCCAGGCAAGAUGACAGGAGCAGAAAAGCAUAUGAGGGAGAGGUGGAGAGAAGCGUACCGGAGCAUGUUGGAUGGGUGGGGCAUGUGGGGAGAGAGAUGUGCUUUCGAUGUAAAGUGGGGAGAGCUGCAGAGGGCACUCGGGGGCGAAGAGGAGGGAGAGAAUAGGAUGGGCGCCUGUCCUGUCUGUAAUAACCCCAUACCGAAAGAUACAGAGUCACGGCUGCAUCGCAAGAACGCUGUGCGUGGCACUCCCAAUGUUGGGAUACCUAAUGUGUCAUCUGUUUGCUACACGUGGAUCCCCAUAGACCACCUGCAGAGGAGCACGAUAAGCCUGCUCAUAUCAGUGACACAAUCGAUGCCGCAUAUGUGUUCUGCCUGA
Cryptococcus wingfieldii CBS 7118 is the source of this 3105-nucleotide messenger RNA. RefSeq lists its product as hypothetical. The transcript has 11 exons. Bases 1 to 3105 code for a protein of 1034 amino acids. The record is from RefSeq and is a predicted model, not a curated record. Gene Ontology annotation, cellular component: cytoplasm. Gene Ontology annotation, biological process: positive regulation of TORC1 signaling. Lineage: Eukaryota; Fungi; Basidiomycota; Tremellomycetes; Tremellales; Cryptococcaceae. Gene Ontology annotation, molecular function: protein binding.